Molecule: messenger RNA, 1161 nt
Organism: Morchella importuna
Lineage: Eukaryota; Fungi; Ascomycota; Pezizomycetes; Pezizales; Morchellaceae
Exons: 5
Coding region: 1-1161 (386 amino acids)
Molecular function (GO): acyltransferase activity, transferring groups other than amino-acyl groups
Source: RefSeq, a predicted model, not a curated record
AUGGCUUCAGGUCCAGCUCCCGUCUAUGUCCUUGGUGUGGGCAUGACAAAGUUCAUCAAGCCCCGUGGAAAAGUCGACUACCCAGAGCUCGGAUUCGAGGCUGGCAUCAAGGCCAUGGUAGAUGCCGGCAUCAACUACGACGACGUUGACCAGGGCAUUGCCUGCUAUGCCUAUGGCGACUCAACAUGCGGCCAGCGCGUAUUUUACCAAUUCGGAAUGACACAAAUACCCGUCUAUAACGUUAACAACAAUUGCUCCACCGGCUCCACGGACUGCACAUGGCCCGGCAAUUCCUCGCCUACGAGCUUCUUCAACGACCGCGUGUCGCCGAUGGACAAGUCGUACAUCAUGAUGAAUGCCACGCGCGGCAUAGAGCCCAAGAAGCCCGGUGCCGCGCAGCUGUUUGGCAACGCCGGCCGCGAGUACAUGGAGAAAUACGGCGCGACAGAUGUCUAUACCCAUGAGCAGAUCAUGAAGUCGCCGGAGAUCUUUGCGCCGCUGACGAAGCUGCAGUGCUGCCCGACGUCGGAUGGCGCGGCGGCGGCGGUGUUGGUGUCGCAUAAGUGGCUCGAGGCGCAUCCGGAACUGAAGGCGAGAGCGAUCCUAAUCGCGGGGCAGUCAAUGAAUACCGAUGCCCCCUCCCUCUACUCAAAGUCCGCCAUCGACCUCAUCGGCUACGACAUGACCAAGCGCGCCGGCAUCACCGCGCUCGCCGAAGCCGGCGUCUCCGCCUCCUCCAUCAAGCUCGUCGAGCUGCACGACUGCUUCUCCACCAACGAGCUCAUCACCAUCGACGGCCUCGGCCUCUGCCCGCCCGGCAAGGCCCACGAAAUGGUGCGCAGCGGCGAUAUCACCUACGGCGGCCGCGUGGUCAUCAAUCCAUCGGGCGGCCUGAUCUCGAAGGGACACCCGCUCGGCGCGACGGGGCUGGCGCAGUGCGCGGAGCUCGUGUGGCAUCUGAGGGGCCAGGCGGGGGAGCGCAAUGUCGAGGGCGUGGAGGCGGCGUUGCAGCAUAAUCUGGGGCUGGGAGGAGCGGUCGUGGUGACGGUGUAUAAGAGGGCGGAUGGUGGGGCGAGUAGGAGGAUGGGGGUGGAGGAGACGAGGGAGGUGGAGAGGGUGGGCGGGAGGGGGUAUAAUCCGGCGGUGGAGGCGAGGGGUUGA